This is a messenger RNA of Platichthys flesus (European flounder), 4415 nucleotides long. RefSeq names its product retinoic acid receptor gamma a (gene rarga). The transcript is spliced from 8 exons. Lineage: Eukaryota; Metazoa; Chordata; Actinopteri; Pleuronectiformes; Pleuronectidae. Gene Ontology annotation, cellular component: transcription regulator complex; nucleus. Gene Ontology annotation, molecular function: zinc ion binding; RNA polymerase II cis-regulatory region sequence-specific DNA binding; nuclear glucocorticoid receptor binding. Bases 514 to 2022 code for a protein of 502 amino acids. Gene Ontology annotation, biological process: regulation of transcription by RNA polymerase II; cellular response to corticotropin-releasing hormone stimulus; retinoic acid receptor signaling pathway. The record is from RefSeq and is a predicted model, not a curated record.
ACCUCCCCCCUCCUACUGGGUUCCUCCAGCCCUCCCUCUCUGGCAUUCUCUCUCUCUCUCCCUCUCACUCUGUGUCUCUCCACCCCCUCUCAGAGCGUCAUGCAGAGGCUGUUGGUUUGCUCCGCCGUGUCUGGGGCUCAGCGAGAGCUGUGAGAGGCUGUUAUUUAGGUCUGUUACAGCAGACAGGGAGCAGCUCACCCGAGGGCAGGGGGGAGAGCAGCGAGUCAGAGUCACGCUCAGCUCAGCUCAGCCAGGCAGGACCCAGAUCUGCAUUCCAGCUGAGAGGCGGAAAGGGGAAACUCCAGCAUUGGCAGAAAAGGACAGACAGAGACAGAGAGGGAGAGAGUGACAGUGAGAGAUAAGUGAAGGCAGCAGAUCCAGCGAGCUGUUGCUGCUGUUUGUUGUUGUCACUGGCUCGGAGAGUGACGUGAGCGGGGGGGAGCAGGGCAGGAUACAGGCAGCACUGAGAGCUCAUAGUGAUUUUUUCUUUUUCGCUGCGGGUGGGGGGGUGCCAUGUUUGACUGUAUGGAGGCUCUGGGAAUGGGCCCCCGUCAGCUCUAUGAUGUCACCAGCCGCGGUGCAUGCAUGCUACGGAAGGCGAGCCCCUUCUUUGCAGGCCUGGACCCCUUUGCCUGGACAGGCAGUGCCAGCAUUCAGUCGGUGGAGACCCAGAGCACCAGCUCUGAGGAGAUGGUACCCAGUUCUCCGUCUCCACCUCCCCCACCUCGCAUCUACAAGCCCUGCUUUGUGUGCCAGGACAAGUCCUCGGGGUACCACUACGGGGUCAGCUCCUGUGAGGGCUGCAAGGGUUUCUUCCGGCGCAGUAUCCAGAAGAACAUGGUGUACACCUGCCACCGAGACAAGAACUGUCAGAUUAACAAGGUCACACGCAACCGCUGCCAGUACUGCAGGCUGCAGAAAUGCUUUGAGGUCGGCAUGUCCAAGGAAGCGGUACGCAACGACCGAAACAAGAAGAAGAAGGACGUGAAGGAGGAGGUGGUGCUUCCCGAGAGCUACGAGCUGAGCGGGGAGCUGGAGGAGCUGGUCAACAAAGUCAGCAAAGCUCACCAAGAAACCUUCCCGUCACUGACCCAGUUGGGCAAAUACCACACCAACUCCAGCUCAGACCACCGUGUCCAGCUGGAUCUGGGUCUAUGGGACAAGUUCAGUGAGCUCUCCACCAAAUGCAUCAUCAAGAUUGUGGAAUUUGCCAAGCGGCUGCCAGGAUUCACCACCCUCACCAUCGCCGACCAGAUCACUCUGCUGAAGUCGGCCUGCCUGGACAUACUGAUGCUGAGGAUCUGCACACGCUACACCCCAGAGCAGGACACCAUGACCUUCUCAGAUGGCCUGACUCUGAACCGCACUCAGAUGCACAACGCCGGCUUCGGACCUCUCACAGACCUGGUGUUCGCCUUCGCUGGCCAGCUUCUACCCCUGGAGAUGGACGACACAGAAACCGGCCUCCUCAGCGCCAUCUGCCUCAUCUGCGGAGAUCGUAUGGAUCUCGAAGAGCCCCAGAAAGUGGAUAAGCUGCAGGAGCCUCUACUUGAGGCUCUGAAGAUCUACGCUCGCCGCCGCCGCCCCAACAAGCCCCACAUGUUCCCCCGCAUGCUGAUGAAGAUCACUGACCUCAGGGGCAUCAGUACCAAGGGUGCAGAGAGAGCCAUCACUCUGAAAAUGGAGAUCCCCGGGCCAAUGCCUCCGUUGAUCAGGGAGAUGCUCGAGAACCCAGAAGCUUUUGAAGACCAAACGGAGAGCAACGACAGCCCGCCGCCUCCGCCGCCGCCCCCGCCACCUCCGCCACCGGCUCUGGUCCUGAAGCAGGAGGCGGAGGACGAGGACGACAGCUGGGCCACAGAGAACGGCAGCGAGCCGUCGCCGGAGGAGGAGGACGAGGAUGACGACGACGACGGGGGGGAUGAAGAGCGAGACAGGGGCUCGGACAGUGACGGGGAGUCCUGGGGGGUUCUGGAUGGCAUAGACGGGUCGAGGAAAGGCCUUUUCGGGAGGGCCCAGUGAACGGAGCAUUUCAUACACACACACACACAGUACAGACAUACACGCACACACACACAACACACACACACAUUACAGACACGCAGCACAACCUCACCCACUGUCCCACCUCAAGAAAAUGCUGGCCCUCCCUCCCCCCAUCCCCCCCCCCCCCCCCCCGAUCUCUCUCUUUAAUGCACAUCACUGUGACCUCCUCCGCGGAGCACAGCAGAGCCUUAUGUGUACAGACGCUCCUAACUCAGGCCACAUGGUCCAUGACAAGUGAACUACAGAGAAAGUAAAAGUAAAGGAGAGAUGACGGAAAACCAUAUGAACUCGUGGCGCAGCCAAGAGGGAAGUUAACGUGACAAAAAGAACACAACCUCUCUGAGAAAGCGAAAAUGUCUCUUUUUUUUCUUUUCUUUUUCCUGUUAUUUUCUUUUUUUUUUAUAUCUAAAUAGGGGAACGGCCAAAACCAGACAUCAGAACCGAGCAGUUGACUCCGACGGACGACAACAAGCACAUUUCUCAAAAAGAAAACAAGAGUACAGGGCAAAACCAAAUCGAGUAUGCUAAUCGUUUGUUUUUAUUUGUGGCUAUUGCUUUUGAAUACUGUUUUUUUGCAAUUUAUGAAUUAAGUCCAUACAUAUCUAUAUACCAUUAUAUUUUGUCUUUAUGUGUUAUUCUGGUUUUAUAUAUGAAUUCUUUAGACGAGUUGUUUCUUUGAAGAGCUUUCCUGAGAAGAUAUUCAGAGGGAAAGAAGGGUAAUCAGAACUGGCUGGGUCUUCCGUAACAGCUGCUUAUGCUUGGCUGGGGCUUGUUUUGGGCACUUUGGCUCACUGUGGAUGUCAAUGAUAAUCAAACCCAGAGACCUAUUGUUAUGUCGCAGUAACUCAAUCAGUUUCUGUCAUCAGGGAAUUGGCAUUAUUCUAUUUUGAUCUCGCUGCAGCCAACACGCGCCGCCAUUGCCGAACGUCAAGUAUCUUUGUGCCAAAGUUAGGAUCAGCGUGAAUUUGGACUACUGGCAGGGACUCCAGCCACGAUGCAGCGCUCACCCACACAUGCACUAAUACAGAAACACCCUUGAUCUCAUGCACAGGAAAGCAUAUGACACACACACACAUAAACACACACACUCCUCUCCCUCUACCAUCAGCUGUAGCAGAUGUCCAGUCUUGGCAUCGAGUCCCCGGACAGAGAUUUACACUCGACCGUAUAUGUAGCACUUUUGUGAUCCUCUGUCCGAGAGAGGCGCGUCCCUUCGGCUGAGAGUGAGGACACUGUCGGUGAGUUGAUGUCUCCGUUAGCAAGUCCAGGACGAGGACAGCGUCAACACAUGAAAUACAAUCAACCUGAGAGCACUCCCCGGUGAUGCCAGUAGCCAAAACACACACAAACACACACACACAAAUAAAUAAAACAACAUCCAAACGUCGUAGCAACAUUAUGCAUCAACACAAUAAUCAAAGACAUAUGCAAAGUGGAGAGCAGGAAUCCUUGUGGGAGACAUGUUGGAAUCAGACUCAGGGCUUUUCAGUAAGGACCAAACCCUAGCUGCUUUUCAGGCACGCUAGAAAACAGGCAAUAUUUAUGUGUGUGUUCUUGAAGCCGUCUCGAUCAGCUCAACCCCUCAGCGUGUACAUAGAAGGUGACAAGUCUGAAAAAACAGCAUGGAUGCCAGUCUCUCAGAGGGGAGGGGGGGGGGGGGGGCGACCCAUCAUCGUCGUCAUUGUCGGCGUCACUCCCCCAACCCCCCUCCCCCUCCCCUGUUCUUGCAGCUGGCAUCCGUGCGACACAACUACCUUCUCAUCCCAAAAGCCAUUAUAUCAUCUUGUCUCGUGUAUAUCCUUACUUCUCUUUUAAAGGAGGCGUGGAGGACUUUGUGUCCUCGUGUAUCAUUUCUUUAUUGCCAAAAUGUCUCAGCAGGCGUUCAGCUGAUAGAGAUUCAGCUGAUGUACAGUUCAGAUGUUCUUUUUUUUUUUUUGGUCUCUCUUUGAAGCAAUAUGAACGUUCUCUCUGUAGCGGUGAGAGUUCCCAUCUUUGGAAUAUGGGCAGGUCUCCUCAUCUAGAGUUGUGUGAGAGAGUGUGAGUGGGUGCGUGUGUGUGUGUGCGUGCGUGUAUGGGUUUGUGUGUGAAUGCUGUAACACGUUUUCAGUCAUUGGGGGAAUGUCCUUGGUUUGGUGCUCUCACACAAAAAAAAAACCCCUCCCGUGUGAUGACCUCAUCCUCUCUCUCUCUGCCGGGCUGUCAGGAUAUUAAUGAUGGUGACGCAGGAAGAACAUUGAGAUUAUGUCGUUUUGUUUUUGUUUCUCAACAUGGCCAAGGUGUUGUCUACCCUCUGUUUAUGUCAACUCUUGUCAUACAAAGAAAAGCCAUAUAAACAGUAAGAGGCACAAUAAACUACUUUUGUGAGAUUA